UCGUUAGUAAGCUGCCUUGGAAGUCCGCGAAGACUCAACUCCUGUAAAGAUGUCUGACGAAGGAAAACUUUUCGUUGGUGGGCUCAGCUACGACACCACUGAGCAGUCAUUGGAGGAAGCCUUCUCCAAAUAUGGGACCAUCUCAAAAGUUGAUGUGAUCAGGGAUCGGGAGACAGACCGCUCAAGGGGUUUCGGCUUUGUCACUUUCGAGAAUCCUGAAGAUGCCAAGGACGCCAUGUUUGCAAUGAACGGAAAGUCUGUUGAUGGCAGGAUGAUCAGGGUGGACGAGGCCGGCAAGUCUGGCGGCAGGUCCGGCGGAGGCUUCAGGAGAGGCGGCGGCGGAUUCCGAGGAGGCUUCCGUGGCGGACGCGGCAGAGGCGAGGGAGGCGGAAGCUACGGAGGUGACAGGAGCUAUGGCGGAGACAGAAGCUACGGUGGUGACAGAAGCUACGGCGGAGACAGAAGCUACGGAGGUGACAGGAGCUACGGCGGCAGCGACAGGAGCUACGGCGGUGGCGGCGGAGGCGGAUACAGGAGCAGCGGCGGAUACUCCUCUGGCGGUGGCGGAUACAGGGGGAGCAGAAAUUCAGAAGCAGAAUGAAGGGAACAUGAGGAAGUGGAGGCUAUGAGGGCGGCUCCUACAGAGACAGCUAUGACAGUUAUGCUGCACACGAGUAAAAAAAACUUCCUGGUUUCAAGAUCAUCCCCCUGCGCUGGCUGUAUUUAAAAAGAUGUGCUCUUCGAAGAUUUUUUUUUUUUUUUUUAAAUGGUGUGUCCUCCUGGUUCCUGCAUUCCAUCGAUCAUACUACAGAAAUGAAUCCUUUUUUUGUGUGUGUUAAUUGAGUUUUGUUUGUUUUUUCGAAAGGGAUCUCCAUCCUUAAAGGCAGUGCGAGAUCCUGUUGGAGUAUUGUUGUGAAACGUGAAUGACCAUGUAAAAGCUGUAAAGUUGAAAAUGCUCUGCUCUGCUCCCAUCAUCACAGCCCAAUAGCUUCUGGAAAUCUAAAUUCAGUCCUUCAACCACCAUUCAGAAUGUCUAGUUAGCAGCAGGGCCAGCAAAUCAUUUAAGUUUUUGUAUUUUUCAACUGGAUUUUUUUUAUGUUGACCCUGCUAUUUUUUGGAGGAAAAAAGAAAUUGAAAAUCCAUGUCUUUGAGAGAAGCUGGACUAGCUGUGAUGUGUUCUGUGCGACUUUCUUUCUGUAUUGCAUACCUUUACCUGUAGCAAGGCGGGUGUGCUCCUGAGGACUCGUAUGUUUCCCCGCAAACCUCCUUGGUAUGGCUAAAGAGUUUUGUGAACAUU
This is a messenger RNA of Engraulis encrasicolus (European anchovy), 1297 nucleotides long. RefSeq names its product cold-inducible RNA-binding protein B-like. Gene Ontology annotation, cellular component: spliceosomal complex. The transcript has a single exon. Bases 50 to 601 code for a protein of 183 amino acids. NCBI's taxonomy places the organism in Eukaryota, Metazoa, Chordata, Actinopteri, Clupeiformes, Engraulidae. Gene Ontology annotation, biological process: positive regulation of mRNA splicing, via spliceosome. The record is from RefSeq and is a predicted model, not a curated record. Gene Ontology annotation, molecular function: RNA binding.